This is a messenger RNA of Mus caroli (Ryukyu mouse), 4193 nucleotides long. It is a transcript of the gene Cyb561d1, whose product is annotated as cytochrome b561 family member D1. NCBI's taxonomy places the organism in Eukaryota, Metazoa, Chordata, Mammalia, Rodentia, Muridae. Gene Ontology annotation, molecular function: transmembrane monodehydroascorbate reductase activity. The record is from RefSeq and is a predicted model, not a curated record.
GAUCGCAAACCCGGAAGAAGCCUCUGGUAGCUGGGUUGUGCCGGCCGGCCUGGCACUGCCAUGCAUCCCAUGGAGGUAGGUCUGGUUCCCGCUCCAGCGAGGGAGCCGAGACUGACCCGCUGGCUGCGGAGAGGCAGUGGGAUCUUGGCGCACCUGAUAGCUUUGGGCUUCACCAUCUUUCUGACUGUGCUGUCCCGGCCCGGAACCAGUCUUUUCUCCUGGCACCCUGUGUUCAUGGCCUUGGCGUUCUGUCUCUGCAUGGCUGAAGCUAUCCUACUCUUCUCACCUGAACACUCCCUGUUCUUCUUCUGCUCCCGAAAAACCCGGAUUCGACUCCACUGGGCAGGGCAGACCAUGGCCGUCCUCUGUGCUGUCCUAGGCUUGGGCUUCAUCAUUUCCAGCAAGAUCCGAAGUGAGACGUCCCAUUUGGUGUCCUGGCACAGCUGGAUAGGAGCCUUGACACUGUUAGCCACUGGAGGACAGGCACUGUGUGGGCUCUGCCUCCUCUGUCCACGAGCAGCCGGGGUCUCAAGGGUGGCUCGCCUCAAGCUCUACCAUCUGACGUGUGGCCUGGUUGUCUACCUGAUGGCUACAGUAACGGUGCUCUUGGGCAUGUACUCGGUGUGGUUCCAGGCCCAGAUCAAAGGUGCAGCCUGGUACCUGUGCCUGGGACUACCAUUGUACCCAGCCCUGGUGAUCAUGCACCAGAUCUCCAGCUCCUACUUGCCAAGGAAGAAGGUGGAGAUAUGAAUGCCUCCAAACUCUGAAUCUAGGUGGGAGUCUUGCCUUGGAUUUCAACAGUUCCUUGGUGAUCUUCACAGGACCCACUUCAGAAGUAGAUGAAUUUUUGCACUUAAUGGCUGAGCCACAAUGUGCAGAAACCCUAGCUGCUACUGUUGAGGCAUGAUACAGUGGGCUCAAAGGGGGAGAUGCCCUACUGUGUACAAGUGGAAGGUUUGGGAGAACCUGAAACCUCACUCUUGGUGGGAGACAGAAGUAUUAGGUGGUGGUAGUGGUGAUGGUGAUGGUGAUGGUGGUGAUUUCUUGCGUGCCUGAUGAAGCGUUCUCGUAGGUUAUGAAUGACAGCCACAGAUGCUGGGGUCCCUGUUGAGAAAGCAGUGCUAUGGAGAGCCUGUAACCUCUCAGGCAAUGACAAGUUCCAUAUCUCAGGACCUCACUUUCUGUCAGCUGAAGGUCCCUUAUCUUUAACAUUGGUGUCUGACAGAUUGAUGUCGCUGAUACCCUCUUAGCUCCGGACCACGUGGGCAGCUCAGGAUGUAAUUCUCUCAUCCAUUUUCCCUCUACUCCCCUAAAAGGACCCUUCAGAAAUCAUGCCAACUUGGUUCCUGAACCAAGAAACAAGGGCCACGCACAAACUGUGGAAAGAAGGGACCCAGGGGAGGUCUCCUGGACAAUAAGGUAGUAAAGGCACUGAAGUCACUUUAAAGUUCUUUAGAGGAACUGAAGGCAGUACCUUACCAAGCCCUUGCCUCCUGGGCUCCUUAGCUGAGCUUAGGACUUCCUUCAGGCUACCUCUGGGUAUGCUCCUGCCAUUCAUUCUCAGGGCAGAGUGGUCCUGGGCAUCUUACUCGGCACGUUGCUCCAUGGAACUAUUCUUAAGCUUUUAGAACAAAAUAAAAACCAAGGAGUAGGCCCCUCUUGACCUAAGGAAGACUCUCUCCCUGUUGCCCAUCUUUCCUUGUCGUUUCCUAAGCUUUCCUUAGUUGCUGUCUCCGGCCAGCUGGGCCUAAGAGUAGGAUGAUGUCGAUAACUGUGCUCUUCCCUGCCGAUAUACCUCCUUGAUCUGGGUUCCCCAGCACAUCCUUGGUUGUGAGGGCUACAUGUUAGAUUAGUAAGCUGUGGUGUAGGUCAGUCUAGGAGAUGGGCUCUCUAUAGAUCCUAAUAAGACUGAAGACUGCUGAACCAGGAAAGGUAUCCACGCAGCUUUCUACCUCGGAGAUAGAGCCAAACACUCUGGGAGGCCUGCAGUAUAGGGGCUGGAGCACCAGUUUCAGAGACAAGGUGUCUCUGCUUGCCUAUCUCAGAUCCUCUGAAAAUUUAAGGCCUCUUCUCCCAAUGGCUCAGAAACAAGGCAGGUGGGAUUCAGUAGAGGAAUGGGGACUAGGGGGCACAAGUAUUCUCAGUGGACCUCCCCUGGGCUUUCCUCAGGGAGCUAGCAUGACUCUCUAAAUACAGCUUGAUGAACAGAGGCCCCUGCAGUGCAAAGGGGAACUAACUGUUCUUGUCUUUUUCAAAGCCCUUUCUCUGGCUCAAGCCAUCCAGUGUGCUGUGAACUUGGAGGGGCAUGGUUACCCGGCCACAUGAAAGAGACCCUCUUACUAGGGUCACUUUGAUAAAGGGCGCCCAUCUCCUUCCCUCCUUAAGGCCAGUGCUGGGGGCUCCCUAGGGUGGGCCAGGUAAGGUUCAGCAGCUUGUUCUCAGAGCACAGAGGCGAUGCCAGAAAGCCUGAGCCUGCCUGAGGUGUUGCCUCCUCCCAGGUGGUGCGGGGGCUGGUGGGCGGGCAGGCAGGCGUGCUGACAGCCGGCAGUUUGCGUGGGCUGUGCCAUCUGAUGUCUAUUCGCAGCCCCGGGAGGAAGGGGAGUCAUUUAUAUUCUGCAGGAAGAAAGGCCCCAGCUGUCGCUUCCUCUGACCAGUGGGCCUGGAGGGCAUCGGUGCAGGGCACAGAGGAAGAGUACAGGUAGUGGUGGUCUCCUGCCUAGGGAUCUGACCGCAGUGUAGGGGGCAGGGCACCAGGAGGAGCCCUUCUUCCUGUUAGGCCAGAUUGGGGCGGGGCUUCCCUCCCUCCCGUCUUUCCAUCCUAGGGCAGCAGCUGGACAGCCAUUAGUCCUCAGUGCCAGGGUGCGCGUCCUCCAGCUGGGAUCUGUGGCUGCCGGCUGCGGAUGCCUCCUGGCUGUGUGCUCCCUCUUCCGCACACCUGCCCCCUUUUGUAUCUUCUAAUGUCAGAAUACUACCCGGGCUUCUCAGUAGCAAGGAAGGGGCCUUAGCAGGAACACAAAUGGCUGUCCUUUGGCCAUGUUCCUUGACUAGGGAAAGCUAGUAGUAGUCAGCCUGUUUUGCUUUUUUUUCAAGGGGACACUCAGGAUAUUCAAGAUUUAAAAAAAAAUUGCCAAUCAUUUGCACAAAUUUCCAUAUCAUGCUAAGUUCUGAUUCCAUAUUUGAUGGUGUUCCAAGCUUGACUAUAUUCAGACUCAACCUUGAGGGCAUUAGAAAGAUAGUUUUAUAUCAACCCCAAGUGGGCACACUAUCUGUGGAGUCCUCUCAGGAGCCCCUUUGUCCCUGUAUCCUCCCAUUGGGGUUGGGGUGGCAGUGAACGAAUGACAGGAGCUCUGCAUCUGAGAACUCUUGCUUCCCUCUGGCUGUCGCCCCAUCCACGAUAGGCUGCUAUCAGUUGCCAGCCUAUUCUUGCUUUCCCCUUCAAAGCAGGCCACCCUCGGCCCAUGACACUGGCGUGCCCCAUCUCUCAGUGUCCCCACCUUUUCCACUCCCAUGCAUGGCUGCUGUGGGUCUUGUUUUUUAAACCUCGCUGUGGGAGAUCCAGGCAUCCUCCCUGAGCCAGCUGGCUGCCGUGCCAAGGCCUGUUCAGAGUUAAUAAUAAUCAUUAGUUGAAUGGUGCUGGGGCCUUUCAGCUCCAGAUCUCUAAGCACUUGCAGGCUGAGUCAGCCAGUCACCUUCCCCCUCUUCCUGGGCUUUGGAGUGUAACAGCAUGGGAAGACACUGUGGGAGAGGAGGGGAUCAGGAUUCUUGCUGCCUGGCUAUACCAGAGGCUUUUCUCCUCUGAGAGGAAGCAGUCAGGCCAAGAUACACAGAGAAUACAGUGUGCUCAGCUGAGAUGGCUGUGGCUGUGGCAGCUGAUAACCCCAAGCCUCUAGUGCUCCUGUGUACUUGCCUUGGCUUCUGGGGGCACCCCACCCAAAUGCCCUUAAGCAAGUCUUGAGAGCAAGAAAGUGUCUGAGUUUGUACCCCCGAAAUGCCCUGGUCUGUGGCUGGAACAAAGAACCUGUGUGUUCUGAACCGGAAGGUUUAUCAGCCUGGAAAAGCUACUUAAUGAGUGUCUCGGCUCCUAACACUGGGUGGCACAGGCCAACUAUUUGCUUCUUAUCUUACCUCACAGGGAUGUUGUGAGGAUUUCACAAGAGAACAAGGCUCAAAGCAUUAAACAGAUGGAAAACAGA